This is a messenger RNA of Abrus precatorius (Indian licorice), 2013 nucleotides long. RefSeq names its product LEAF RUST 10 DISEASE-RESISTANCE LOCUS RECEPTOR-LIKE PROTEIN KINASE-like 2.1. Gene Ontology annotation, molecular function: protein kinase activity; polysaccharide binding; ATP binding. Lineage: Eukaryota; Viridiplantae; Streptophyta; Magnoliopsida; Fabales; Fabaceae. The transcript has 3 exons. The record is from RefSeq and is a predicted model, not a curated record. Gene Ontology annotation, biological process: protein phosphorylation. Bases 35 to 1948 code for a protein of 637 amino acids.
UGUCUUCCAUUUAGAACUUGACAAGCCCCCAAAAAUGAACCAUAUCAGCCUCUUAUUUAUCCUCUAUUCUCCCUUCAUUCAUUCCUACAUCCUCCUCUUCUAUCUCCUCUUCAUUACAAUUACUUCCUACGCUGCAGAUCCAAAAUUCGAUGCAUGUCAACCCAAAAUCUGUGGCAAUAACCAAAUUAUAAGCUACCCGUUUUACAUCGAAGGAGCACAGGAAUCCUUCUGUGGGUACCCUGGUUUUGGCAUCUCGUGUGAUCCAAAUGGCUUCCCAAUUCUCAGUUUCUCUGAUACCCAAUACACCAUCCACCAAAUAUUCUACCAAAAUCAGUCACUAUUAGUGUCCAAUCCCGUGUUUUCAACCUUAAGACCAAACAUCAGUCAAGGUUGUCUUCAACGUACCCAGAACCUCACUCUUCCCAAUAACACAUUCCAUCUUGCUCCGAACCAAAAGGACGUGACAUUGUUCUACGGUUGUGACUUACCGUCGCUUCCCAGAGAGCUGCAAGAGCACAAAAUUGGGUGUUAUGUAGAAAACGGAACGAGUUCGGUUCUGGCAAUGUAUAAGGAGGAUAAAAAUAUAAGCUUAGUAUCAAAUAAUUGCACGGGUGGGGUGGCGGAUGCGACGGUGGAAGAUGGAAUAGGAGAGAUUGAAGAGGCGCUGAGAAAAGGGUUCUUCUUACAGUGGACGGCAAGUGAUUGCAGCGUGUGCAGCAGUACUGGAGGGAGGUGCGGAUUCGAUGCUGAUAUGUACAGUUUCAGGUGCUUUUGUACUGAGGGAGUUCAUUCUGUCAAAUGUGCUGAAGGGAGUAGAACUAGAAGCUGGGUUGUGAAAGUGGAACUAGGACUCGGACUUGCUGUUACAGUUGCUCUAUUACUAGUAAUGGUCAGAAUCUACUAUACAAGAUGGAAAAAGAAAAAUCCAACCAAUCAACGGAUCGAGGUUUUUCUUAAAAGAUAUGGACCUCUUCAAAUCAAGAAAUUUGGUUAUUCUGAGAUAAAGAAAGUGACCAACUCCUUCAAAAACAAAUUAGGCCAAGGGGGGUUUGGUAGUGUUUACAAAGGACAAUUACAGGAUGGACGUUACGUUGCAGUGAAGGUUCUAAGUGAAUUGAAAGAUGAUGGUGAGGACUUCAUCAAUGAAGUUGCAACUAUCAGCAGAACUUCUCAUAUUAACAUCGUUUCUCUUCUGGGCUUCUGUUUCGAAGGCUCUAAACGAGCUUUAGUUUAUGAGUUCAUGUCUAAUGGAUCACUUGAGAAGUUUAUCUUCGAAGGAAGUGUCCUAAUGACAGAUUGUCAGUUAGACUGCCAAAUGUUGUACCAUAUUGCAAUUGGUGUUGCUCGAGGACUAGAAUAUCUGCAUAAAGGCUGCAACACUAGAAUUUUGCAUUUUGACAUAAAACCUCACAACAUUCUCUUGGAUGAGAAUUUCAACCCCAAGAUUUCAGAUUUUGGACUUGCAAAAAUUUGUACAAGAAAAGAAAGUGCUGUAUCAAUAUUUGGCGCUAGAGGAACUGCAGGCUACAUUGCCCCCGAGGUGUUUUCAAGGAAUUUUGGUACAGUAUCACAUAAGUCUGAUGUUUACAGUUAUGGAAUGAUGAUCUUAGACAUGGUGGGUACGAGAAAGAAUGUUAAGGCUCAAGUAGACCAUUCGAGCGAAAUAUAUUUUCCUCAUUGGAUUUACAAGCAUCUUGAAUCCAAUCAAGAGCUUGGUCUACGAAUUAUAAGAAAUGAAAAUGAUAGUGAAAAGGUGAGAAAAAUGACAAUGGUGGGUCUAUGGUGCAUCCAAACAGAUCCUUCGACUCGACCAAACAUUACUAAAGUGGUCGAAAUGUUAGAAGGUACAGUUGAAUUGUUACCAAUGCCACCUAAACCUUUUUUAUCUCCUUCAACCUUUCCGGUUGAUUCAUCGUGUGAAUCAAGCAUUGUAGCUUCUCACUCGUGACGCUACUAAAAUGCAAUAUAUGUUGUAGUAUCUCACAUUUAUAAUAUAAUCUUCUGGUUAUUUGG